AUGAUACGCACACCAUUUGGGGUGCUCUCUUCUCUUGCAGGGUGUGCCCUGGCCUUUGCUCUUCCUCGGCAGCAGGACGAGUUCCGCGGCGCGCCCGAGCUCCCCGUCCCGACGCGUCCUCUCGAUUGGGGCGAUGUCAACUUCCUCAGCACCUCUGAUACGCAUGGCUGGCUUCGGGGGCACCAGCACAACACAUGGCCUGAGCCAAACUAUUCCGGCGACUUUGGCUCAUUUGCGAGUUUCGCGAGCCACAUGCGUGCCAAAGCGGACGCUGAUGGCGUCGAUCUUCUUCUCGUCGACGCCGGCGAUCAUCAUGACGGCUCGGGGCUCGUCUCGUCCUCACCCGAGGCUGCCGGCUUGACGGACGAUAUCUUCGGAAUGCUUCCUUAUGACGUCCUUGCGCUCGGCAACCACGAGCUGUACAAGUACGAGGCGGCGCGGUGGAUUUAUGAUCGCCGCGAGCGGUGGUGGGUUAUACGCGCGGGCGCUUCUGAUAGCAGGAACGGUCGGUUCCUCACCUCCAACACUAACAUUACCGUCGAAGAGGACGGAAAGGUGCUCGAUGUGCCCAUCGCAGACCGCUUCGCCAAGUUCAAGACCAAGCAGGGGCGCAAGGUGACCGCGUUCGGCGUGAUCUUCAAGUUCAAGGCCCAUGACCGCAACAUCACCGUGCAGGCGCCGUCAAAGAUGGCCAAGGAAGCAUGGUUCCUCGACGCGAUCCGUGACGCUCCCGACUACUUUGUGCUUGUCGGUCACAUGCCUGCGCGCGGCGAGACGUCCGAGUGGCUGCCACUCUAUGACGCCAUCCGCGAACAGCACCCUCUCGUGCCCAUCUUCAUCUUUGGCGGACACACCCACGUGCGCGACUGCGUGCAGUAUGACGGAAGGACUAUUGCUGUUGUUCCUGGACGUUAUCUCGAGACGAUCGCUUUCACCUCGUCCACUCUUCCCCCAGCCGAAGACGAUGGCAAGGCUCUUCGUAUGAACCGGCGGUACAUUGACGCCAACGAGGUGUCGUACAGAUGGCACACCGGAACAACGGAGCGCUCCUUCAACACCGCCCUGGGCCUCAACAUCAGCGAAGCUCUGUUCACACUUGCCAGCGACCUCAAGCUUUCGCGUGUUUACGGCGACGUGCCGCAUGACUACUUCCUCACUCGCCAUCCAUAUGGCCACCCACGCUCCAUCAUCACCGUUUUCGAGCGUCAAAUCCUUCCCGAGGCGCUUGAAGACGAGAAGCGCCGCGACUACCCGCGCAUCGUCAUCGGAAACGCAGGCAGCCUGCGAUUCGACGUUUUCAAGGGCACGUUCGACAAGAACGACGAGCUGACGGUGUCUCCAUUCACCACUUCGUUCUUCUACACGCGUCUCAAGCUGGGCGUCGGCAAGGCGAUCGCGAACGAGAUGAAUCGUGCCGGCGCGUCCAAACUGCAGCCCAUGAGCGCCCAGGAGGAGGACGAGGCGCACGUUCAGCGCGUGUACAACGAGUGGCUCGCUGCACAGUGGAACACUUACCUGGAGAACGGAGGAGAUGAGGCCGAUGUCUACGAGGAGAGCGAUCAAACGCCACUUGGUCGUCCAGUGCCCCGCAAGCCCAAGACCCUGGGUUAUGUCACUCACGACGCAUGCCCUGGUAGAGGCGACGACAUUGAGCACAUUCCUGUGCCGUUCUCGCCAAACCAAGUCGACUUUAUCUGCACGCCCUUGAGCGGUGUCUCUGACAACGAGGAGGUGGACGUCGUCGUCAUGGACUUCGCGAUGGACGACUUCCUCGUUGCUGCACGCUCGCUCCGCCCCGACCUGCGGCUCAAUUGGAACGACUUCAAGCCGUAUGCCGAAGGCACACUCAUCAACGCUAUUUUCAGCAAGUACGCCAAGAUCGCGUGGUAGACACGAAGACACGACGAAGAGGAUGAGCCGCGGAAUGCCUCCAUAUUCACAGGGGAUAGCCACACUAGUCUUCUUUUCCCACUUACGCUAACGAUGCAUGUGUCACAUACGAUGG
This is a messenger RNA of Cutaneotrichosporon oleaginosum, 2005 nucleotides long. RefSeq lists its product as uncharacterized. Gene Ontology annotation, cellular component: cytosol. The record is from RefSeq and is a predicted model, not a curated record. NCBI's taxonomy places the organism in Eukaryota, Fungi, Basidiomycota, Tremellomycetes, Trichosporonales, Trichosporonaceae. Gene Ontology annotation, molecular function: hydrolase activity. Gene Ontology annotation, biological process: nucleotide catabolic process.